CAAAGUCCGCAUAAGCAAACAGCGGCGCGCACAGUAGCAUGGCGCAUUUGGCUGGUUGCGGGUCGUUGUUGCGGCCGUAUUGGUCUGCGCUAUGUUUUUGUCCAUAUGUAAAUGUGCUACGGCCGUCUGCUGUCAUGGUGCAGACAGCGCUUCGUGCACAAGCAAAACGGCAUUGUCUUCUAACAGGCUGCGUGGUUGAAUGCGGAGCGGGUCGCCGCUACAACUCUACCAGCUCCGAGGCCAAACACAGCGGUGGAGACGACCUGAGCGUUAGGUAUCUGGAUGGAGAGGACUCAGGAAUCGUGGUAGUUGGAAUAAAUAGGCCGAAAGCAAAAAAUGCAAUCAGCAAAAAUCUUGUGAAAAUGAUGAGUGAAACGGUGGAAAACGUGAGAGGAAACAAAAGCAUUAGAACAGUAAUUCUCUGCAGUUUAGUGCCUGGGAUAUUCUGUGCAGGAGCUGAUCUCAAAGAAAGAUCAAAGAUGCACCCUAGUGAAGUGGGACCAUUUGUAUCAAAAGCCAGAGCUUUAAUAAAUGAAAUUGGUACUCUUCCUGUGCCAACAAUUGCUGCAAUAGAUGGUGUUGCCUUAGGAGGAGGCCUAGAAAUGGCAUUGGCUUGUGAUAUAAGAAUAGCUGCAAGUACUGCAAAAAUGGGCUUGGUCGAAACAAAGUUGGCUAUUAUUCCAGGAGCAGGUGGAACUCAACGAUUGCCUCGUGUCAUUGGUAUGGCACUUGCCAAAGAACUGAUUUUUUCUGGACGCACAGUAGAUGGAGUAGAGGCAAAGUCACUGGGUUUGGUCAAUCAUGUGGUGGAGCAGAAUGAGGUGGGGGAUGCAGCCUACAGAAGAGCUUUGGACUUAGCACGAGAAUUCAUCCCUCAGGGACCUAUAGCUGUUAGAAUGGCUAAGCUUGCAAUUAACCGUGGAAUUGAGGUUGACUUGGCAACGGGUUUAGCAAUUGAAGAAGCAUGUUAUGCUCAGGUGAUCCCAACAAAGGACAGAAUUGAAGGUCUAAAUGCAUUCAAAGAGAAAAGACCACCACGUUUUAAAGGAGAAUAAAUUUUGUAAUUUUAAACAAAGCUUCAUAUUCCACAAAUGGUGCUGUCAUAUUUAAACAGUACAAUGCAGGUCAUAAAACUGCUAAAGCUUUAAAUAUCUAUAUUCCUCAAUUGUAAAAGGUCAAAUUAAUGAUGUAAGUAUCUGGCACUAGUUUAGGACAAAAGUGUUAAACCAGCAGGAAUGUAAAUAAAUUUUGCAAACUAACAUGAGUUUGCUUUUUGCUGCAUUCCAUAUUUCAUUAAAAAAACAUUUAGGAAUAACAAAUAAAACAUUUAUUUCAAAAUUUAGAAAUAUUUAGAAAAUACAGUUUAUCUUCAUUUUAUUUUAAUAGCUUUCUUUUUAUUUCACCCCCAAUAAUUUACAACAUUCAUAAAGUCCUGUGUUUACCAGAAUUUAUUUCUUUUUGAAAAUUCAUACUUUAGUAAUGUAGCAAAGAAAUGCAAAUGAAAUAAAAUGUAGAUAUAUAAAUAAAGCAAUUUAUCCAUCAUUCAUAACUGCUAAAUUAUUUUUAUGGAAAACAGUAUAAUUAUUAGUGCUUGUGAGCAAUAAUUAUAAUAGUAAUAAUAAAAAGUGUUAAAUAACA
Molecule: messenger RNA, 1638 nt
Organism: Polypterus senegalus (gray bichir)
Lineage: Eukaryota; Metazoa; Chordata; Cladistia; Polypteriformes; Polypteridae
Gene: auh
Product: AU RNA binding protein/enoyl-CoA hydratase
Exons: 10
Coding region: 39-1055 (338 amino acids)
Biological process (GO): fatty acid beta-oxidation
Cellular component (GO): mitochondrion
Molecular function (GO): enoyl-CoA hydratase activity
Source: RefSeq, a predicted model, not a curated record